Molecule: messenger RNA, 6072 nt
Organism: Neocloeon triangulifer
Lineage: Eukaryota; Metazoa; Arthropoda; Insecta; Ephemeroptera; Baetidae
Product: NFX1-type zinc finger-containing protein 1-like
Exons: 16
Coding region: 301-6000 (1899 amino acids)
Biological process (GO): regulatory ncRNA-mediated heterochromatin formation
Cellular component (GO): nuclear RNA-directed RNA polymerase complex; nucleus
Molecular function (GO): helicase activity; zinc ion binding
Source: RefSeq, a predicted model, not a curated record
UGGCAAAAAUCGUCAAAAGCCGUCUCCAGUAACUCGGCAUUCGACACGGACUCACGGAGUUGGAUUUAUUGCGACCAGAAUCGACAGUCGACAACCUUAUAGCGCCCCAAGAAAAAGCAAAACAAAGCGUUCUCUCUUCAUUUUAUAUUAUUGCGUUCAUCCAUUUUUAGCAGGGAAGUACAUAGAAAGACGUAAAAAGUGCCGAGCUGCCGCGAUCAUCAAGCAAAAUGCUGCAGUUUGUAGAAAACAAUUGAGCAUAUCAACAGACGAGCGCUCUAUAGCUAGGAUUUCAGAUUGACAAUGGAGGAAAGUGAGAAGCCGAAUUUGCCACCGCCGGCCAAGCGGCGCCGGGUGGAAAGAAAUAAUUCAUCAGCAGUUUGGAAAACUCAGGCAGCAGCUCUGGCUGCUCACAAUCUGAAAACAUCAACACCCUGGAGUGGAGCAUCCGCAUCCAGUCGCCCUCACCAGUCUGCUCGCAGUUCUGGAGGAUUAGUUAGUGGAUCAAUGUCAAGAAACAGAUCUGAUGUUGGGAGACACAAUGUUCAGGAGGCAAGGCAGAAGGAAAAAAACUUUGCUGAAACUCUGCAGGAACUAGUGGAUCUACAGAGCUUUCAGGUUGUAAAACAGCUUGCUGAGAGAAGUGACCAGUGGGAUGCCUUUGUCAAGAGUGAGAUGAAUCUUUCUGACUUUCAACUUGUUCUUCGCAUCAUUCGAAAGGUCUGCGAAUCAGAUUUUGACCAACACAAGGCCAUGCUGGUCAACCAAACAUGCCACCCUGACUUCAUGAAUUGCUUUCCAACAAUGCUGCUGAACGGUUCGAUGAAAGACCACGCAACCUUUACUCAAGUGGCAGAAAACAUUGCGCUGUUCUUCACAACCUUGGUGGAGAUGUUGCCAAUCACAGCAGCAGGGCUGAAGAAAACCGUCGAAUGCUGCUUUGUCAGUCUGAAUGGCAUCAGCAGUAGUCAAGACUGUGUCCAGGUUGCACCCGAGUUGCUGCAAAAAUACCAGGGUUUGGUCGGUCACGUAGAAGCUCUGCAGGUGAACGCCCCAAAGAAGCCAACUUGGCACGACCGGCGAAUGGAACAAGUGGAGAAAAUGAAGUACGAGCAGCCGCCGAACGACUUCAGGGAAAUCAGCAUUUAUCCCACCUUUGAAGAUGUCAUCAACCCUCAGCGGCCCUUCCUGAGGCCGAACGUGAUCAACGGUCCGUACUUUGAUGUUGAACACUACCUGGACACACAGUACCGUCUGCUGCGAGAAGAUUUUGUCCGGCCUCUUCGAGAGGGAGUGCAGGACAUUCUCAAAGGCACCGACAGCAAGAAGUGCGAGUCACUGUCGGUCAGAGUAUACAAGGAUGUGCAGUUCAUCAAAUAUGUGAAGGAAAUUGAUGGCACAAGAGUGCUGAAUGAAGGCACUUUGCUGUGUUUUGAUACAUCAACAAAUAGCAGACGUUUCGAGAGGACCAACUGGGAGCAAACCAAGAAGUUCAUGCACGGCGCCCUGCUCUGUUUCACUCGAAACUGCUUCCAGACACUUCUCUUUGCCACAGUCAGCAGCCGAGAUGUGAAGUUUCUUAGGCAGAAGCAAAUCUUGGUGACCUUUUGCGAGAAGUACGAUGAAAACAUUUACGAUAAGAAUGCCAAAUACACCAUGAUUGAGAGUGAAGUUUUCUUUGAGCCUUAUUACCAGGUUCUUGGAACUCUGAAGAAUCUGAAUGAUCUGAACUUUCCAUUCCCAAAAUACUUCAUUGAUGUGCAAAAAGAUGAUGCACCUCCAGCAUAUUUGCUUGAUGGUGAAAAACCUGUGGAGAUUGAAGUUAAAGGCAUGAAAGGUUCAUGCAAGCUAACCAUCUUGAAGGAAGCAACUUGGCCAAGUUCCGACCAACUGGGUUUGGAUAACUCCCAGUACAAUGCUUUGAAAGCCGCUUUGACAAAAGAGUUUGCAGUAAUCCAAGGACCGCCUGGCACUGGCAAGACUUUUAUGGCUCUGAAAAUUGCGGAAAUCCUGAUCCAGAACAGAAAGGUCAUGAAUAGAAAAACUCCCAUUCUAGUCGUUUGUCUCACAAAUCACGCGCUUGACCAGUUUUUGGUUGGAAUGCUGAAGUUUACCAAGCGUUUGGUGCGCAUUGGUGGUCAAUCAAAAUGUGAAGAGUUGGAUGCAUACAAUAUGAAGAAAAUGCGCCUCCCACGUUCGCAAAAGCAAUAUGACAUUCGAGAUGCUCUCUCUAAGGCUUACUUAAAGCUGGCUGAACUUGACAAGGAAAUUGCUGACUUGAAUGUGGCCAUUGAAUUGAGGAAAGGAUUUGUCAUUCCUACAAAUAAUACCCGAGCGAUUCCCAGUGUACUGAAUUCUAGUACUGCAAGAGAUCUCAUGUUGGACGAGUUCUCUGAAAGCUUAAAAUAUGUUUCAUUCAAGGACAUACGAGAAAGAGUUUGGCACUGGAUUGAUGGAAACUUGAGAGAUAUUGAAAAACAUGAAGCAUACAAGGAUCUUUCUUGGGAGGAAAAACAGUUCCACGUUCAGUUUAUCAGAGAAAAAGGCCGGUACUUUACCGAUGAGAUUGAGAAUUUGGAGUUCAGUGCUGCUGAAGUAGAGGUUGUUGGUUUGCAUCGAGGAAAGGAACUUGCAGAAGAUUGGAGGAAAUGGAACAACAUGAACAUGGUUGACCUAUUAGAGCUUCAUUACUUUGAGCUGCAAAAUGAGUUGUUGAAACACAAGAGGAAAAGAGGAAUGCUUGUUGAUGAGAUCACUGAGAAGAGCAAAAUGCUGGAAGAGUUGAGGAGCAUGGAAAAUGUUAAUGAAUUGAGAACUAAGGAUGUUAUUGGUCUUACAACCAAUGGUGCUGCAAGGCUUCAUUCCAUGCUAAAUUCUUUGGGUUGUGAAAUUGCUAUCAUUGAAGAAGCAGCUGAAGUAAUGGAACCACACAUUGUGUCCUGUCUCUCUAAAAGAUGCAAACAUCUAAUUUUGAUUGGUGACCACAAGCAGCUGCGUCCUAAGAUUUCUGAGUACGAGCUGGGAAAGUUCUACAAUUUUGACGUGUCUCUCUUCGAAAGAAUGGUCAUCAACAGAGAAGGGUGCAUCACCUUGCAAGUUCAACACAGAAUGGCACCCGAGAUGGCCAAACUCAUUGUGCCAACAAUCUACAAAACCCUUGAGAACCACCAAAGUGUCUUUGACAGGCCCAAAUUGAAAAGCUUGACACAAAGGCUUUCAUUUGUCACCCAUUCUGAACCUGAACAUCAAGACAGGGAAAACUUUAGUAGAACAAAUCCACAUGAAGCUUCCUAUCUAAUUUCUCUUUGCCAACAUUUGCUGAAACAAGGAUACACAGCAAAUCAAAUCACCAUCUUGGCUACAUACAAGGGACAAAUGUUUCUGAUCAAACAGAUGAUCAAAUCAAUUAAAACUGAUUCCUCUAAAGAGAAAGGAUUGAUUGAUGUGAGAGUGUCUGUGGUGGAUGACUUUCAAGGCGAAGAAAAUGACAUCAUCCUCCUCUCCCUUGUCAGGAGCAAUGCAGAGGGAAGAAUUGGAUUUUUAGCAACUGAGAACAGAGUCUGCGUAGCUUUGUCGAGGGCCAAACAAGGCUUUGUCAUGAUUGGAAACAUGGAAAUUCUCUCAGAAAAAAGUCAAAUCUGGACAGCUGUACGCAGAUCCAUUGAGGAACAGUGUGCUUUACAUUCCUUUCUGAACAUCAGGUGUGAGGUUCAUCCAGAUAAAAAAUUCAAAGUGUCAAGCGCAAUAGACUUCCAAACACUUUCUCCUUAUGGCGGCUGCAACCAGAUUUGCGAGGGCCAGCUUAACUGUGGUCAUCCUUGCAAGACUGUUUGUCACUUGAUGCAAAUCAAGCAUGAAGAAAUCAAGUGCGAUGAACCCUGUGAGAGGAAAUGUGACGCUGGGCUUCACUCAUGCAAGCAAAAGUGCUUCGUUAAGUGUGGAUCAAGUUGCAUGGAAAUGGUUCAAAAGAACCUUCCGUGCGGUCACCAGGCAAUGUUGAGAUGUCAUGCGGAUGAAGAACAUUUCUCCUGCACAGAAAUCGUGACAAAGAAAUUCCCUGAGUGCAACCACGAGGCAGAGGUUGCAUGUUCUUGCAAGAGGUGUCCUCAACCCUGCGACAUGCAGGCACCUUGCGGUCACAGCUGCACCAGGAAGUGCCACACGGACUCUGAUCCCGACCACCUUCAAUACAAUUGUACCAAGCCAUGCAUAAAGAUGAACAAGGACUGCAGAUCAAAUCAUCCGUGCAAUAAGAAAUGCUGGGAGGAAUGCAGUGUUUGCGAAAUCCAGGUGUUAGCAAAGAGGAGCUGUGGCCAUCAGUUUAACUUAAAAUGUCACAUUGACCCCGAGAGAAUUAAGUGUCGCGAAUGGUGUGCAAAAAUGCUCGACUGUGGACACCAUUGCUUAAAAAAGUGCAACAUUGAAUGCUCGCCCUGCACUCAGCUAGUGGGAAAGGUCAUUUCAGAGUGUGGCCACUCUGCAAAGGUGCCUUGCGGUCGAGAAGCAACCAAAGAAGAUUGCGCAGAGCAGUGCAAGAAGCUUCUUUCUUGCGGACACGCUUGCAAAGCCAAGUGCUCCGAAGAAUGCACCCCCAAUUGCCGGGAGGUUGUGGAACCGAGUGUUGGAGGGUGUGGACAUAAAAUCAAAACGCUCUGUCUGGAGAAGACUAAAGGUUUGAAGGCUGAUGUGAUGAGAUGCACAGCUAAAUGCAAUACUGUGCUAGAAUGCGGACACACAUGCGGAGGAACGUGCAGGACUUGUCUCCAAGGCAGAUUCCACGUGCCUUGCAAGCAGAAGUGCUCCAAAGAGUUCAUUUGUGGUCAUAAGUGUCCUUCCAAGUGCAGUGAGCCAUGUCCACCAUGCCAAAUGAAGAACCACAUUGUCUGUGACCACAAUGAAUCUCAUGAGAUUACUUGUGGAAAGCUAAGAAAUAAAUUCUGCAAGCAAAUAUGUUCUGCUAAAUGCGACCAUGGAAAUAAAUGUACCAGGAAGUGUGGAUUGGAUUGCAAUUACAGCAGGUGUGAGAAAAAGUGCACCAAAACACUGCCAUGCAAGCACCCUUGCUGCGGAUUCUGUGGAAGCCCUUGCCCUGGCCUGUGUUGGGAGUGCGACAAGGAAGAAUUGCUUCAGCAUGCAUUCCCGUUGGGAGCCGAGAUUCCUGAGAAUGCAAAAUUUGUUUUACUCCCCGAUUGCCAUCAUACUAUUGAGGCAGGAGCCCUGGAAGCGUGGUUAAAGUGGCAGUCGUCACAGCUUGAAAUAAAAAGUUGCCCCUUGUGCAAGGAAAAGAUUUCGGCACGACUUGUGCAGUACAAGAAGGAAAUUUGGGAACCAUUUGUGGACUUUAUCAGAAUUUGUGAUGAAUCGAACAAAGAAGACCACAUUGACGCCAAGGAAUUGAUGGAACGAUCCUACCGACUGGGGGACCAAUGUGUUGAAAUUGCAGCUGGCCCAUUGUUUGAUUUUGGGAGGCAAAUGCACUUGGAAUUACUUAGAGGCCUAGAAGGAGGAAGUAGAAACAACAAAAGUGGAAGUCGUCAAACUGGACCAAGUUACAUGUUUGUCAGCCAUCAAUUGCCUGUGAUUAAGAAAAAGGUGGAUAUUUUUGAAGCCAUGCUAGAAAUUUUCAAAUCAGCGUCCCGCAAAAGUUUUGCUGCUGUAAAGUCUGAAGUUGAUUUCAUCAUUAAAAUGCUUGGGGGAUAUUCAAAAUUAUGUAACCAGAAUAUCAGGGACUUUGCAGCCCUUCUGCUUGACUUGAAAAGGAAGGUUGAGUCUUCAAAAGAGGUCAAUCUCCCUGAGGAUAUUAUGGCAAGGCAAAGGUUGCUUUGGCAGAAAUGUGGAAAGUGUGGAAACUUGGAAUUUGGCCCACAGAAUACAACCAAAAUAUGUAGCGAGUGUGAUGCAACCCUAACAAUUGUUCCACCCUUGUUCCCUGAUCUGGACCCUUCCAAGCAGUACAACUCAAAGGGCAGGGUCAAGACCUCACGACCAAUCAAGUAUAAUUGAAACUGACCUGUAUGAUCAAAUAAGCUUUUUACAUUCUGUCAUAAUUUUUACGAUUGAUGAAUAAAUAAAUUU